GUGCAAGCCAGUUUAAAAAAUCACAAGAUUCAAUAGUUAUAAUAAUAUUUUUUCUAUAAAAUGAAAGGCGCGACAAUAUUUGCAAGAAUUUGGCUGACCAUAUUUGCAUUUAACUCGUUUGGCAGAGCAGUAAUUUUUAAAUUUGCUAGCCAACCUGGGUGAAUCGUGCGAUUCCACUGAUCUGUGCGAACCGGAGAGCAGCGUCAUUUGCGAAGAGAACGUUUGCAAAUGCAGGCAGAGAUUCCACGAGGAGAGCGGCCAAUGCGUCGCAGCUCUCGGCAAGGCUUGCUCCAUUGUUGGCGACGAGUGCUCGGCGAUUCCGUACGCCAUGUGCGACGCCGACGACGGUCUCUGCAAAUGCAUCCGAGGGUACAACCCGGUCCGCGGAGACUUUCCCUCGGCCUCGUCCGCAGACAAAAUCCACUGCGCCGCUACGCUGAUCGGCGACCACUGCUUGGAGCCGCAGCAGUGCCGACUGCCCUACAGCCAGUUCGACGGCGACAGGUGCGUCUGCAAACCAGGGUACGUCCCUGACAACAAGGCCCAGGGAUGCCUGCUAAGUGCGUCACACCUCGGUGACAUUUGCGUCAACGGUGCUGUGUCAUGCUCUGGACCCAAACACAACUUGCAAAGGCCCGAAGGAUCCGAAAACGUGCACUUGCAAGAAAAAUUAUUUCAUCGGCGAUGCUUUCGACGAAAAGUGUCUUCCAGAAAGUACGGAGAGCUUUGCCAAUCGCUUGCCGAGUGCACCCUGCGUCUUGGGGUCGACGCGAAAUGUUCGACAACGGAAAAAGUUUGCGUUUGCAUCGAUGGUCUCGUUCCUUCCGUCGACAAAAGCAUUUGUUUGCCAAGGCGAGAUUUGAAUGACUUUUGCGUGCAAGACCAGCAGUGCAGCAAAAACGCGCCGAACUCUGAAUGUGGCGCCGAUUUCAAGUGCAUUUGUGUCGAAGGUUUCGAAGAAGUCCGGGCCAAGUGCUACAAAAUCCCACAGCAAGUCGGCGAUUCGUGCGCCGAUUCGAGCCAAUGCACCUCGCACGUCACCUCGGAAAACAUUGAGUGCAGGGACGGACUGUGCCAGUGCACGCCUGGACACACGCCCAACGCUGAUUUCAACGAAUGCUUGCCAGGGGCGUUCGGCAUCGGCUCGCCGUGCUUGGUGAACGCGCAGUGCACUGAAAACAUGGAGCACACCCUCUGCGACAUCUUCACGCAGCGUUGCGUUUGCAAAAAGGACUUCGUGCCGUCCGCCGACAAUUCACGGUGUUUGCCAAGAACAGGGGGUCUGUACGACCAGUGCGUCGACGCAGGGCAGUGCCUGGCCGAAAUCGGCGGAGAGGUCGACUGCAUCAACGGAGUUUGCAAUUGCAAGGCGAAUUGCCACUUUUUGGACAGCACGUGUUGGCAGAGCAAGCGUUUGCAAGACGCGUGCACGGACAGUCGCGAGUGUCGUUUGGCCGAUUACAAUUCGCAAAGGGCCGAGUGCGACGCGAGCGGCUUCUGCGCCUGCAGAGCCGGCUUCACCACAGAUCUCUUUGCAAACAAGUGCAAUUCUGGUGCACAAAUUGUGGCGAGUUUUGCAAUUCCUGCUCUGGUGCUCGCCUUUCUUCGAAGCCUCACAUGAUUGCAAGAGAAAAAUAAAUGCAUGUAUCAAUUUUUCCAAACAGUGUUUAACUUGAUUCCACAAGCAACAGUGAAACAUUUCUCUCUCAUUGUACUAAACAUUUUUAAAUUAUUUAAUUUUACGCACAAUGUUUUAUUUAUGGAAAAAAUAUUCCCAAUUUUGGGUGUUAUGA
Molecule: messenger RNA, 1793 nt
Organism: Neocloeon triangulifer
Lineage: Eukaryota; Metazoa; Arthropoda; Insecta; Ephemeroptera; Baetidae
Product: multiple epidermal growth factor-like domains protein 6
Exons: 12
Coding region: 329-1621 (430 amino acids)
Source: RefSeq, a predicted model, not a curated record